AUGGUUGAAAUGAAGGAUGUUGAAGAGGAAGAUGAGGUACAUGACAUGGUUGAGGAAGAAGCAACUCAACCAGAGAAUGGCACACCAAAAGAAGCUAAAACUACCAGAGACGCCAUCCCUAUCCCAUUUCCACACCUUGCACGGAGGCCCAGAAAGCAGAUGGAACUUGACCCAAAAAUGCAAGUACCUAAAUAUGCGAAGUUUCUAAAGGAUUUGUGCAUGCAUAAGGAUAAGAUUAAUGAAUUAGAAAUUAUUCCUUUAGGUAGUUCUAUAUCUGCCUUAAUGGGGGAUAUACCUGAAAAAUGCAGUGACCCAGGUCCAUGCAUGGUUAACUGUACCAUUGCGGGUGUAAUAUUUUAUGAAUGCAUGUGUGAUUUAGGAGCGUGCAUAAGUAUUAUGCCUUUGUCUAUAUAUGAUACUUUGAGGCUCCCUCCCUUGAAAAGAUCGGCAGCUCAUUUUGUAUUAGCAGAUAAAAGCAUUAUUACAGUGGUUGGAAUUGCUGAGGACGUGCUGGUGAACAUCAAAGGGCUCACAUUUUCCAUUGACUUCUACAUCUUGGAGAUGCCCCAAAAUGACUCAAGAAUACCGUCAUCCAUCUUGCUCGGAAGACCAUUCUUGAAGACCUCAAAGUUCAAGUUGGAUGCAUUCUCAGGAACUUAUUCUUUUGAGAUAGACGACCGAGCAGUGAGCUUCAAUCUGAAUGAGGCUAUGAAGCAUCAUCUGGAAGACCAUUCCAUCUUUCAGUACGACAUUAUUGAUGAGAUUGUAGCUGCAGUUCACCAGGAGGAAGUAGAGGAGAGGCACAUGGAGCAAGGUGCAAGUGUGGGGACAUCCCUUGUACUAGACAGAGACACAUUACAACCGUCACUAGUUCCAGAUGAUCAAGUGCGUAACCAUGAGCAGAGAUUGGAGUUACAACCCCUUCCACCCCACCUCAAGUAUGCUUACCUUGAGGAUAACUAG
Messenger RNA from Arachis stenosperma, 963 nucleotides. RefSeq lists its product as uncharacterized. Lineage: Eukaryota; Viridiplantae; Streptophyta; Magnoliopsida; Fabales; Fabaceae. Bases 1 to 963 code for a protein of 320 amino acids. The transcript is spliced from 2 exons. The record is from RefSeq and is a predicted model, not a curated record.